Microplitis demolitor is the source of this 616-nucleotide messenger RNA. It is a transcript of the gene RpL24, whose product is annotated as 60S ribosomal protein L24. Bases 106 to 570 code for a protein of 154 amino acids. Gene Ontology annotation, molecular function: mRNA binding; structural constituent of ribosome. Lineage: Eukaryota; Metazoa; Arthropoda; Insecta; Hymenoptera; Braconidae. The record is from RefSeq and is a predicted model, not a curated record. Gene Ontology annotation, cellular component: cytosolic large ribosomal subunit. The transcript has 5 exons. Gene Ontology annotation, biological process: cytoplasmic translation.
UAUGUUGGUAAAACAAUAAUAUUCCCCAAAUACAAAUGAAACUAUACUCGGCCAUUUUCCCGUCUGACGUGCACGAAAGUGUUUCGUGCACCGUAAAAAAGCAAGAUGAAGAUCGGAUUAUGUGCGUACAGUGGAUACAAAAUUUAUCCAGGCCAUGGCAAAACUAUGGUUAAAAUUGACGGAAAGACUUUCACUUUCCUCAACUCAAAAUGUGAAUCCGCGCAUUUAAUGAAACGUAAUCCCAGGAAAGUUACAUGGACCGUUCUUUACAGACGUAAACACAAGAAGGGUCAAGAAGAGGAACAGGCCAAAAGGAGAACACGAAGAACUCAAAAAUUCAAUCGUGCUAUCGUUGGUGCAUCUUUAUCUGACAUUCUCGCCAAGAGGAACAUGAAACCUGAAAUCAGAAAAGCUCAACGAGACCAAGCCGUAAAAGCUGCGAAAGAACAGAAAAAAGCCGCGAAAGCAGCAAAGAAAGCAACCGCACCACCCAAACCUAAGCCAACCAAGAAGGAUAAGGCCGCUAAGGUGACGCAAAAAAGUGCGCCACGUGUUGGUGGAAAACGAUAAUUUUUCGGUAUUAAAGUUAAUAAAUAAUUCCGUCAAAUUAUUAAAA